Molecule: messenger RNA, 2522 nt
Organism: Saccoglossus kowalevskii
Lineage: Eukaryota; Metazoa; Hemichordata; Enteropneusta; Harrimaniidae
Product: protein zer-1 homolog
Cellular component (GO): Cul2-RING ubiquitin ligase complex
Source: RefSeq, a predicted model, not a curated record
AUCACCUUCUUGGAUUACAAGCGGUAGUUUUUCCCGGUCGUUUCGACUUGCACUGAUCACGGUUACCGGUACUAAAAAAGUAACCGUGCAUUGAUUACAAUACUUACCAUACUUUGUAGUCAAUUUCAAUAUGAAUGAUAGAAACAGUUAUGGCAGGAAUUGAACCAGAUGAAGUUGAUACCUACUCACCAGAUUCUUUACUGGACAUCACAUGCAAUCACUGUUUGAAAAAUCCACAAUCAUUUUGUAAUAUUAACAGUUUAGGAUUACCUUCUCAGAUUCGCCCAGGCGUCUAUAUCCCUCUGGAGAUAGCUGAAAAACUAGUUAAUGCUUAUUAUAAGAAUUACAAGUCUGGAAAUCUGUUUUUGAGCUUGUUUUGUGACACCAAUGCAAGUAGACUGCAGAGAGUAUGCUUACAAGGAUGCCAGAGUGUAUCAGAAGAAGGAUUGAAGGCUGUCUGUCAACAGGAUUUAGUUGAGUUAGACAUUUCUGAGACACAUUUUGAGCCGUCAUGUUUAUCACAUUUACAGCAUCUAAAACCCACUCUUCAAUCAUUGAACCUUCAUGGGUGUGAUAAUUUAAUGAACAGCGCCACUGCAUAUCAGUUUCAAUUUACUAAUCUUCGUGUUUUAGACAUUGGACAGACGUCAUUGAAGCAACAUCAGUUGCAUCAACUCAUCAAGCCUCUUCUCAACCUUACUUCUAUAGAUUUAUCUGAAGUUGUCAGUGAUGGUGACUUGACAUUUUUAGACUCAGUCCUGAAUCAACUGAGAUCCCUUGUUUUAUUUGAUUGUAAAUUAACAUUACAGAGCUUUCAUUACCUGUGUCAGUUCAAAGCUUUGAGGCAUUUGGAUAUUUCUCAAGACAGUAGUUAUCAUGUGAAGACAUUUCCGAAUGUAGUACCAAUGUUACUACAAAAGUUACAAACAUUAGUUUCACUUGAUGUCUCUGGAACGGAUCUCCUAUUCCCAGAAAAGGCCAUGGAAGUUGGAGAUUGUAAAGGAACAAAGUGUAAUAUUAAUGCAUUUAAAGACUUCAAUAGAAAAUUGGAAUUUUUGGGAUUAUUGGACACUGAUGUCUGUGAGGAACCUAAUUUGCCAGCUGUGAAGGUAUCUGGAGGAGCCAAUGAAAACCAGAUAUUGAUUUCAUUAAAAGUGUACAUGAGUAGAUGUCCAUUUAUUUCAAAAUCAUUGGAUAACUUGUUUGAUAUCGUCAGAGGAACACAUUUACAAAGGCCAUCUUUAGCUGUUACAACAAUGAUAACAAUAAUUAAAGAGAGAUUGGAGCAGAGAAUAUGUGACGAAGUAAUGGAAAUAGCAUGGAGUACAUUGUGGAAUGUGACUGACGAGACUUCUGAGAAUUGUAAAAUGUUCCUGGAUGGCGACGGGAUGCAGUUGUUUUUAUCAUGUCUCUCAAUAUUUAAAGAGACGCCAGAAUUGCUACGUAAUAUGAUGGGAUUAAUGGGCAAUGUGGCUGAAGUAGAAGUACUUCGACCUCAGCUUGUCAAAUAUACAAAUGUAUUCAGUGACUUAUUAGAUAAUAGGAGUGAUGGUAUUGAAGUGAGUUACAAUGCUGCCGGUGUCAUAUCACAUAUUGCGUUUGAUGGGGCCGCUGCUUGGAAUGUAGAAUAUCCUAGUAGACAGGAAGUGCUCAGUAAAAUGGUAAAGGCUAUUGAAUCAUGGGAUUUACAAUCCAACCGUAACAUUAACUAUAGGUCUUUUGAACCUAUUUUGCGUCUACUGACCUGUUAUCAUACACCACCAGUACAGCACUGGUCUGUAUGGGCAUUAGCAAAUCUCUGCACUGUGCUUCCUGAAAGAUACUGUGCAUUACUGAAGAAAGAGGGUGGGUGUGAAAUCCUACAUGAUAUUGUGGUCAGUCAGCAGCCCUUAUUGUACCCAAGAAUAAAAGAACUGGCACAGAUUACUCUAGAUAAGGUCAGCUAUGCUGAUGAACAUGAGGUGUUCAUGGAAUAAGGCAGCUCAUAUGGUUUCUUGUAAACAUGUUGUCUUCAGUAGUGGAGGAUUGUUUAUGAUUAUUUUUGUUUUCCUUGUCCCAUAGUGCAUGUCUUAUUUCAAAAAAAUGUCAAUGCCAGUCUGUUGGACACUUUUCUUGUCAUGGGGUUGAAGUUAAUAUGCAAAUAACUUUAUGAGUAAAGCAAUGUACACAAUUUUGGAAAUGUGCGAUAUAUAUAAAAGGUCUAUGCGUAUUUUGAGUCAUUUGUCUGCGCAGAUUUGUUUUCAGAUAUUUUUUUAUGCACAUCAUAAAUCAGAGCUCAUCGAAUUGUUCAGUCUCAAUCUUUGUAACGUCACCAUAACCUAAGAUAUGUAUUUUUGCAACACAUUGUGCGAUAGUAACGCUGUAUAACUGAACAUUCACAAACAGUCUCAAUUGUGAUAAUAGUAUUUUGAUUGUAACGUAAUCUCCAAAAACAAAAUGUAAAAUGUUGUGCUGCUACAUCACAGCUACCUGAAAAUAGUUUCAUUGUUACAUAAUACGUAUUUGAGCAAACAAACUAAUCA